This is a messenger RNA of Morone saxatilis (striped sea-bass), 1088 nucleotides long. It is a transcript of the gene fkbp2, whose product is annotated as FKBP prolyl isomerase 2. The transcript is spliced from 2 exons. Lineage: Eukaryota; Metazoa; Chordata; Actinopteri; Moronidae. The coding region runs from base 183 to 599 and encodes 138 amino acids. Gene Ontology annotation, biological process: protein peptidyl-prolyl isomerization. Gene Ontology annotation, molecular function: peptidyl-prolyl cis-trans isomerase activity. The record is from RefSeq and is a predicted model, not a curated record.
ACUUCCAGGGUCGUAUCGUUCGUACGUCCGCUUUCGGUAACACAUUUCCAGGCUCAUUUCCCUGAUUCACCCCCCCCAUAAUUUGCACACUGGGCGUUGAGCUCAGUCUUCUCCAAACUAAACCCCCUUUAACACCUGUAAACAUCUGUAAAACCUCUAGAGCCGCUGUAAAAGCUGCAGCCAUGCGGGUGUUGGUGCUGUUCGCGGUGGCCGUGCUCUCCCUGAGCCCGGCGGCAGUGAGCGGAGCCGAGAAAAAGAAGCUGCAGAUCGGCAUCAAGAAGCGGGUGGACAACUGCCCCAUCAAGUCCCGCAAAGGAGACGUGCUCAACAUGCACUACACGGGAAAGCUGGAGGACGGCACCGAGUUUGACAGCAGCAUCCCCCGAGACAGGCCCUUCACCUUCACCCUGGGCACCGGCCAGGUGAUCAAAGGCUGGGAUCAGGGCCUGCUGGGAAUGUGCGAGGGGGAGAAGAGGAAGCUGGUUAUUCCCUCCGAGCUCGGAUACGGAGACCGGGGAGCUCCUCCGAAGAUCCCCGGUGGAGCGACGCUCAUCUUCGAGGUGGAGCUGCUGAGCAUCGAGAGGAGAUCCGACCUUUGAUGGAGAAAGAGAGGGGGGGAAAGGAGAAGGCAACUUUCAAAACGUUCCAGGAGCAUAAAGUAGAGAUCCUCUGACCUCUGAUGAAGACUACAUGGCAAAUCUGGGAGUAGAGUUGGCAACCCCCCGCGGCAGAGCCACUUAUAGUUAUGCUCCGUUUUUAUUGGUUUUACUGAUGUUAUUAUGAUACAAGAACUGACUGUAUGUCUCUGUUAAACAUUAGUAGAAUUGACAGUGAGCAGCUAAGACCAGUAUUUGACCGUGGGCUGACGAUAACGUUGUGUCCUGCCGUUUCAUCUCACUUUUGUUUUUCAGUUUCUGUGAUUUAUAAGCCGGUUCAUUUAUAUCUUUAUAGUCUUUCCACACACACAGAUAAAUAAAAAUGUAGGUUGUUAUUAAGUCAGAAGUCAGACGGGGGACAGAUUAGGAUAAAUGUUUUUGUUUACUUUGAAUAUUUGAAUUAUGAUAAUAAAAUGUUGACCUUACUAGAAA